Daktulosphaira vitifoliae (grape phylloxera) is the source of this 1161-nucleotide messenger RNA. RefSeq names its product tigger transposable element-derived protein 4-like. The transcript has a single exon. Gene Ontology annotation, cellular component: nucleus. The record is from RefSeq and is a predicted model, not a curated record. NCBI's taxonomy places the organism in Eukaryota, Metazoa, Arthropoda, Insecta, Hemiptera, Phylloxeridae. The coding region runs from base 1 to 1161 and encodes 386 amino acids. Gene Ontology annotation, molecular function: DNA binding.
AUGGAGAUUGCCGCACGUCUUAACUUAACCGAAUUUAGUGGAUCGACUGGUUGGCUGGAUAGAUUUCGGAGUAGGCAUGGCAUUGUGUACCGGCAAAUUUCAGGUAAGGCUGAAUCUGUUAAUAAUAAUGAUACAGCUUCAUGGAAAAAUAACGUGUUGCCUUCAUUACUGCGUGAUUAUGCUCCUGACGAUGUAUACAACGCUGAUGAAUUCGGAUUAUUUUUUAAGCUUAUGCCAGAUAAGUCUUUUGUUUUUAAAAAUGAGACAUGCCAUGGUGGAAAGUUGAGCAAGGAACGUCUCACGGUUUUAGUAUGUACAAAUUCUACCGGCACCCAUAAAUUGAAGUUGGUCGUCAUUGAAAAAAAUAGGUCUCCUCGCUAUUUCAAAAAUGUUCGUACGUUCAAAAUCGAUGCUUGGAUGACAGGAACACUAUUCAUGAACUGGAUUCAACAGAUAGAUGCACUUUUCGGUAAACAAAAGAGAAAAAUUAUUCUAUUCGUCGACAAUUGUCCGGCUUACCCUAAAGAUAUCUCCACUACCAAUAUAAAACUUCUUUUCUUUCCACCAAAUACUACAUCUAAGUUACAACCCCUAGAUCAGGGUAUCAUUAAAGUGAUAAAACAAAAGUACCGAAAAAAAUUAGUUCAGCGGUACUUGAGAGACAUGGAGAGUACCAACCAAAUUUCAACUACAGUUAAUGUUUUGGACUCCAUACAUUACAUUAGUGCCGCUUGGGAUGAAAUUAAACCAGAUGUAAUAAUAAACUGUAUUCGGAAAGCUGCAUUUGGUGUGUUGAACAACUCUGAACAGGCAGAUAGCUCACCUUUAAAAGAAGAGGACUUUCAACUUCUGCAAAAUUUUGCUGAUUAUGCAACAAUAGAUGAUGAACUCGUAACCAGUAGCACUCGGACUUUGGAUGAAAUAAUCGCUGAUAAGAACUUAGUGGAGAAUGAGAAAGAAGACGACGAUCAAGAAGAAGAAGAUCAAGACUUUCCAGUAUCUACUCCUACAAUUACUGCUAGUUUGCAACACCUAUCGGAAAUUCGGAAAGUAUUAUCCUCUGUUGAAAAUUCUGAAGAAAUGUUAGGUUGUCUUAAUAAAAUUGAACACUUUCUUUCUGAAACGCAUUGUCAGAACUUAAAACAAUCAAAAAAAAGAUAA